CGACGCGCUACAAAUGCCCUCUCGGAGCUGUCUGCCGCACGAAUGCAUACGAACGCCUAGGAGCUCUUCUUCAUCUCCGUCUAUUCCUCCUCGGCUUACUGCUCUUUCUUCGCUCUUGCCUGCGGUCGGAGAUUGUACAGAAUAAUUUGCUAUAAAUACCCUAGUGACGAUAUCCAGCCUGGCUCCGACCUCUGGUCCCGCCGGUUCUUAGCACUCGACAGUCAUGCCAUGGCCACUCUCGCUUAUCUGGCCUGGAAGCUCUGAGAGCGACAAAGAUGACGCGAAGGGCGCGAAAGACAAGGAGAACUCAGAUGGGUCGGUCACGGAGGCUGGGUCGUCCGCCGUUAAGGAAGUCGCGGACGCUACACCGAGCCCGACCGAUUUGCUUCAACAUUUCGAGCAGCCUGGCCUGUCGAUCCCUCCGGGCGCGCGCGUUGGGGACCCGAAGUUGAAGCAGCGGGAGCGACAGCCGUUGAGCUUAUGGCAACUGGGCAAGAUGGCCGCGUUUGGAGCCGCGAAGGCUACUGAGCUCUUCUCCGAGCUCGUAUACCACCAUGUCUGGGGCCCGAGACGCAAGUCAUGGGCGAUCGAGAUGACCCUACUCUCUGCCCUCAUGAGGAACGUUGGUCAACAUACCCACCUGGGUGAUAUGUCACUCAUACGCAUGCUCAUGAGCGUCAGCGGGUACAUACCUGUCUCAUCCGAUGCCCUCGUUACCCCGGUCACUUUCCCUGUCCGCAGACGGAAGUUGCCUGGUAUUCUAGCGGAGCUCGAUGCUGCUGAGAACGGCCGGCGAGAAUUAUCCGGCGAGUGGGUCGUCGGAAAGCGCACCUGGCGUAGGCUGCAGAGUGAGUGGAGGGCGCAGCGCACGCAAGCCAGGUCAGAUGCAUCGAGUUCGCCUGGGUCACCGUCACAGGAGCAUCGUAGAAACGAGCGGGUCGUCCUAUACUUGCAUGGAGGCGCUUACUAUACGUGCAACGCUGCCUCACAUCGUCUCAUAACAAUUCCACUUGCGAAGUAUCUCGACGCCCGCCUUUUCGCUGUCGAUUACAGAUUAGCACCGGAGACUCGUUUCCCAGGUCCUCUACACGACGUCGUCUCUGCAUACCUCCGCUUAGUAGACGACCUGCAUAUACCCCCGGAGAACAUCAUAGUUGCUGGAGAUAGCGCAGGCGGCGGCCUAUCGCUGGCAUUGCUCUUGUAUCUUAGGGACAAUGGCCUUCCUUUGCCUUCUGCUGCGAUCCUGUUUUCCCCUUGGGUCGACCUGACGAUGAGCUGCGACUCAUGGGACAGCAACGCAGAGUAUGACAUCGUCCCAAGGCCCGUUCCUGGCGAUCACCUCAAUCCCAUCGCAUGUUACCUCGGAGAACACAUGGAGAAGUACCUCACUCAUCCUUACGCCAGUCCACUCUUUGGUGAUUUCAGGGGCUUGCCUCCCAUGCUCAUCCAAGCCGGCGAGUGUGAGGUGCUCCGAGACGAAAUAACGCUCCUCGCGCACAAAGCAAAGCUUGCCGGUGUAGAGGUCCGGCACGAAUUAUAUGAAGAUGCCGUGCAUGUCUUCCAGGCACUACCGUUUCUUGAGGCCGCCCAACAUGCAUUCGGUUCUUGUCUCGACUUCGUGCUACACUUCCUCCCCCAGUUCCAGCGCAAGACGCCGCAAGAGCUUGCCGGCGCAACGGAGCGUGGUCUCGAGCAAGAGAUCGACACGGAUGCCCAGCGCGUCGUACGCGGCGAUGGUAUGGAGACGGCGUCCCGCCGCGAAGACAUCAGCAGCGGGUCGGGCACAGAACAGGCGCGCGAGCGACCAGAGCUCACCGUCGAUGCCAGCAGGGGAGAGUCGCCGUCAAGCAGCGACCAGGAGGGCCCCAGCUGGAGCGCACAGUGGCCGACGCCGCCCGAGAGCGACGGGAGCGACGAGAGCGACGGCGAGGACGAGCAUCUCAGGAUGAAGCGCAAGGACGUCGCAGCAAACACAUCCGCCCGCGAGUCCGAAAGGCAGAAAGCGCACUCCGAGCGACACAAGCCGCAGCACCGACCCUCGCUCCGGCGGCUCCGCUCGACGUUCUCCUUCAUCGCAGAUGCGUCGUACCGCUCCGCGUCUGAGCACGUACAGACCGCGCCCGCGCACCGCGGCGAGCCCUCCUUCGAGCACCAGCAGGCGGCGGCGGCGAUCUCGCGGGCGCGCACGCGUGUCGGGUCGAUGACAAGCAUGGUGCCGUCGAAGGGCCCAGUGCCGUCGCCGUCGCUGCGGAAGAAGCUCGAUGCGAGCCACCCGGACAUACAUUCGCUGAUCCAGCAGUACGCGAGCUCGGGCCCUGCACACGAAACGACGACGUUCAGGCCCGACGACUCCCAACAACGGAAGCGCUCGCGGACGCUCUCCUCGUUGGCACGAUAGGACUGUUCUCUUGCUGUUGCCCUUGUUGCUAGUGUGAUUAAUUCAGUUGGGACUGCUCUUCUCCCUACUCUUCUCGUUUGGCUGCUGCAUUCACAUAUCAUCGUUAUUAGGAGCUAGUGUAUCGCAUAGUCUCUUGCGGAUUCGUAGUAUAG
Messenger RNA from Rhodofomes roseus, 2550 nucleotides. RefSeq names its product lipase/ esterase. The coding region runs from base 224 to 2398 and encodes 724 amino acids. The record is from RefSeq and is a predicted model, not a curated record. NCBI's taxonomy places the organism in Eukaryota, Fungi, Basidiomycota, Agaricomycetes, Polyporales, Fomitopsidaceae. The transcript has 6 exons. Gene Ontology annotation, molecular function: hydrolase activity.